GUCCAGUCUGCCUACGUGGACGGCUCCGCCUGCUACGUACUAUCUGCGGCGCUGGGCUGGAGAAGAGGGCCGCGGCCCCGGCGGCUGCCCCGAGAUGCCGGGCCGCCGCCGCCGCGGCCUCCGACGGGGUCGUCGGGUUCGUGGGCCUCGGCAACAUGGGCUCGCCCAUGGCGGCCAACUUGCUGAAGGCUGGUCGGAAGGUCGUGGCCUUCGACGUGAACGAGGCCGCCGUGGGGGCCCUGGUGGACCGGGGCGCCGCCCGGGCGGAGUCGCCCGCCGCGGUGGCCGCCGCGGCUGGGACGGUGGUCACGAUGCUCCCCUCGAACCCGCACGUGCUGGCGGUCUACCUUGGCGAAAGGGGGCUGCUUGCAGGCGCGGCGCCGGGGGCCUUGCUGGUAGACUGCUCCACCUGCGAGCCCUCCGUCUCCAAGGAGGUGGCCGCGGCAGCGGCCGAGAAGGGCCUCACCUACAUGGACGCGCCCGUCUCCGGCGGCACGCCCGGGGCCGAGGCCGCCACCCUGACCUUCAUGGUCGGCGGCCCGGAGGAGCAGUUCCGGGAGGCGGAGCUGCUCCUCAGCCACAUGGGCAGGAAGGUGGUCCACUGUGGCGGCGUGGGCAUGGGCCAGGCGGCCAAGCUGUGCAACAACCUGGUCCUGGGCAUCUCCAUGGCGGCCGUGUGCGAGGGCCACGCUUUGGCGGACCGCCUUGGCCUGGAUCAGAAGAAGCUGGCGGACAUCCUCAACACAAGCUCGGGGAGGUGCUGGAGCAGCGACACCUACAACCCCUGUCCCGGGGUCAUGGAGGGGGUUCCAUCCUCCCGCGGCUACACGGGCGGCUUCGCGUGUGAUCUUAUGAUCAAGGAGACCUCGGCCUCGCCAACGCCGCCGCUCUGUCGGUGCAGCCCCGGCUGGGGCUGCCGAUGGCAGGAGCCUGGCCUUGCAGCUGUACUCCCUCAUGAGCUCCCACGGCGCGGGGCCGAGGACUUCUCGGGCCUGUACGAGUUCAUUGCCGAGAGUCACAAGGCGAGCGGCAGUGGCAAGUGAUGUGGACGCACGCUGUGGCUGUCGCCUUGGCGGCCUCUCUGCUCGAGAGCACGCGGCCGGGCGAGCCAAAACCUCCGCCACCCCUCCGAGCGUCGCCGAAGUCUGGGGCUCGGCCCCCCUGCGCGCACCCUGCGCGCCACUCUGCAGGCUGCCGUGGGCCUCUCUCCAGUUCCGGCAGGGCCCGGCCGGGUCGCCCGGGCUGCGGAGGCGCACGCGUUUGCAGGCACGUUUUUUCGCGGUCUGUCGGGAGGGGCGCGGGCCUCUCGCGGCGUCUGCCGGGACCGAGGGCCUUCGGCGGCCAUCGGCGGCCCUCUCUGCGCACGGGCUCGGGGCCAAGAUGGAGGGUUUCUCCGAAGGGCUUAGGCGACCCGUCCUCCUCCUCCUCCUCCUCCUCCUCCUCCUCCUCCUCCUCUC
Molecule: messenger RNA, 1457 nt
Organism: Prorocentrum cordatum
Lineage: Eukaryota; Dinophyceae; Prorocentrales; Prorocentraceae
Source: the annotation of a GenBank genome assembly